CUCGUGACGUCACCGAGAGCCGGGAGAAGCAGGUGGAGGACGGGACGCUGCUCUCUAACCUGCUCCAUUCUGCUGUCUAACCCGUCCCCCAGUCCGCUGCUGCCCACCAGCCCCCAGGCCGUCGGACGGGGACCGUGUAGCUUCGUGUCCGAGGCGGGAGCCGGGCAAGAACCGGUGUGACGUGAUGUGGGCGGAGGAGUGAAGCCGGCAGCAGUCCCAGUGCAACGUUGGUAGAUAAAGUGGGAGGCCAAGCCAGGAUGCUGGAGGGCAAUGCAGAGCCGGCAAGUGCAGUCUCCGAGGGAGAAGGGGAAGCAGCCAUGGGAAGCAGAGAUCUGAAGGCUCAGGUCACACGGCUGACUCUGGAGCUGCAGGAGGCUACGGAGGAAAAGCUCCAGGCAGCCCGCUAUGGCCUGGUGGUGCUUGAGGAAAGCGCUACCCUCAAGGUGAAACACAGGCAGCUGGAAGAAGAAUACGAAACCCUGAAAGUGGAACUCCAGCAGCUCAAAGAGGCUUUUGCAGACUCUGUGAGCAGCCAGAAGCGUGCAGCUGCGGAUGGAGAGUGCCGGGAGGAGAGCCUGCUGCAGGAGACCGCUAGUAAGGAGGCUGCCAUGGCAACCCGCAUAGAGGAAGUUCAGCUGGAUCUCAAACAAGCACGUCUUGCUCUGAGCAAUGCUCAUGCAGAGAUCGAUAGGCUGGGGGUGCUCUCCACCCAGCUAAAGAAGGAGUGUGAGUGUCUGGAGGCAGAGAAGGGCCAUCUGAGGGAUGAAAUGAAGGAAUACAAAGUCCGUGAGCUGCGCCAGUUGCAGGACAGUAGUGAACUGGAAGAAGAGAACAUUUCUUUGCAAAAACAGGUGUCUGUGCUCAAGGAAAACCAGGUUGAGUUUGAAUCAAUAAAGCUGGAGCUGACCCAAAAGAACGAGGAGCAGGAGGAUCUGCGGGCUCAGCUGGACGAGGCGGCGCGGCUGAGGGAGAUUGCAGAGCGGCAGCUGGAUGAGGCCCUUGAAGCCCUGAAGGAGGAGAGGGAGCAGAAGAACAGUCUGCGUCGAGAGCUCUCUGCCUUGACCCUUAACCCCUUUGAUUCUGUGGGGAACCUGGAGCUCCACUUGGAGCAGCUGGAUGACAGCCAGGACGAGGGUCAGGGUGGAGAGGGUGAGGAGGAGAACCAGGACAGCGGUUACACCAAUGAUCCUGGAUCUGCUCCCGGCUCUGCCGACCCUCCUCGCUUAGGUGGCUCCAAAAGCAACGGCCUCAUCCAACGCUACUCCACUCCGCGCAACAGCGACGCGUUCCUGCGGGCUCCGGCCUCAGGGCUGGUGUCAGAUCUGCUCAGCGAGCUGCACUUUUCAGACAGUCAGAAACUAAAACAACAACUCCUCCAGGCAGAGAGAGAGAAAUCCAGCCUGGUUGGCAAGGUGGAGGAGCUGCAAAUGCAGCUAGUAAUGUCGAAACAAGCACUGAAUCAGCAAGAAGAAAAGGUCGGCUCUCUCACGCAACAGCUGGAAGCCGUGCAGUAUAGUCAGCAAAACCAGGAAUCGGAAGACAAGGGAGAUAACGAGAUCGAAGAUGGCAAUGCAGUGUUCGACUAUGAGGUAGACACCAAGAGCAAGGAGGUGUUGGAAGCACGGAUGCGAGCGGCCAGCGAGGAGCUCCUGAAGCUGCGAGAUGAGCUGUCUCAGGCAGGAACUCGUUACAACACUCUAGAGCAGAGACACAAGCAGGAGAAGGACCGUUGGAGAGCCGAGGCCCAGGACCUGGCCGACAAGAUCCGCCAGUGCAUCAAAUCCAGCAAGCAAGACCAGGAGCGCAUCGGCGAGCUGGAGAAAGAGAUCGGAGCCACACGGAAAGUGGCCACCGACUCCGAAGGGCAUUUGAGCGUCGCACAGGAAGAGCUGCUGGCCUUCUCCGAGGAGCUGUCCAACCUUUACCACCACAUCUGCGUGUGCAACAACCUAACACCCAAACGCGUCACCUUGGAUUAUUACCGCGACGGCGCCCGGGCCAGCGGCGGGGCAGCCGGCGCGCGGAGGCCACACCACGUCUUUCCUCCCAACGCCCAGAAGAAACCUCGAGCCAACGAGAUGUUCAUCUCCAAAGCAGCAGCACUGCAGUUCAUGGGAGAGGUGGACAGCGGCGGGACCAGCGGAGACUCUCCUUCCUGUCCGGGAUCCCCCACCCUAGAUUUCAGGGACCCUUCCAAUGUUCGGAACUUGGUAUCUGUCAUUCGCUGCCAGAUCAAACACCUCCGGGUUGCUGUGGAUCUCUGUCGUCAAAGGGGUGCGAUGCCUUACUCGGUGCUCAGCAACAGUGAGGAGUCAGAACGUGAUGCCGAGAGCCUCAUGGAGGAGGUUCUGAAACUUAAAUCUCUUCUCAGCACCAAGAAAGAGCAGAUCGCUACGCUCAGGACGGUUCUCAAGGCGAACAAACAGACUGCAGAGUUGGCCUUGUCUAAUUUAAAAACCAAAUAUGAGACGGAGAAGAGCAUGGUGUCGGAGACCAUGAUGAAGCUGCGUAAUGAGCUGAAAGCCCUGAAGGAGGACGCCGCCACUUUCUCUUCACUCCGAGUCAUGUUUGCCAGUCGGUGCGACCAGUAUGUCACCCAGCUGGACGAGAUGCAGAGGCAGCUCGCAGCUGCAGAGGAUGAGAAGAAGACCCUCAACUCCCUACUGCGCAUGGCCAUCCAGCAGAAACUGGCUCUGACUCAGCGUCUGGAGGACCUGGAGGCCCCUCUGUCUCCCCACAGCCUGAACAGUAGCCCCCGCCGCUCCAGGGCCAAAGAGCUGGCCACCAAGUCCGGCCGGUCGUCCCGGAGUCCCCGGAGCAGUCCUGCUCGCCCCCCUGUGAGGAGCAGCCCGCGGGCCAGCCCCGUUCCCACCCUGGCCACCCACCACUUGCGAGCUCUCACCCGAAGUCUCAACACCAGCCCACGCUGAAACGCGUGUACCAUCACUCCAAAACCCCUGUUCUCCAUAAGGACCCACCUACAUGUUGACUCCCCGGCUCCCUCCUCCUUCCCUGACUAGACACAUCCUGUCUAUCCCAGAUACGACGCUACAUUCCCCUCUCAAGCCACCAAAAACCGUGGACUGAAAGACGAGUAAAACGCUCAUCCCACCUUCUCGGUCUUCUCUGAUUGGAGUGGAGAGACCUGCAUGCAGCCUGGAGAAGGAUGAAGAGACUAAUACGUCGCUCAUAUCGCUGUGUCAUUGACUCUGUGUCGUCUAAAGUGGUUCCUACUUCCCUCUGGUCCUGAUCAAGACUGUGUGUUGUGGUGAAUCCUCAACAGUUUUUGUUUCCCAGGAUGAGACUCUCUCAUCAGCAGCAUUUACUUUCCUCUGACUGAAGGCUACAAUCUGUUGUCUGAAGGCUGAUCGUCUUCACUCUGCCUUUUGAACCGGCAUUCUGAUCAGACCACGUUCAUUAACCACGAGGUCCCCUGUGAUAGCGCUACCUGCUUGUCUUUUGUUAAACGACACAGCCUUACCUACAGAAUCACUGUCUUUAAAGCUUGCUGUUGUUGUGACCUUCCUUCCUGUUACUUGAUGCUGCAGUUACCCGCCCUCGUUCUUUAUCCUGACAUUUUCUGGGUCUUAGACUUCGGCCUGUCAGCUGCAGCCUUUAACCAGAGGUCAGUAAACAUGGCAUUUCACAUGGGAGUUGAGCAGCCAUAGGUUCACCACCUCAGGUCAAACCACAAGUAUUCAGUUAGAGUAUUUGGGAAAUCUUAAAUGCCAGUCUUACUUUGUAAACUAUGCAGACCAAGCCAGGGCAGUGCCUGUCAACUUGCUUCUGUAGACUGAGGUGUGUUUUUCUGGACUUAUCUUCUUUCAUUUAACAGUACCGUAUUGGCCCGAAUAUAAGACGACCCUGAUUAUAAGACGACCCCCUCUUUUUCAAGACUCAAGUUUGAAAAAAUACUUUUUUGUGUGCAGAUAAGGUUAAAAAAAAAAAGAAGACUUUUUGAACAUCAAAUUCAAUUUUCAUACAGAAAAUAAUUACAGAACAUCUGAAACAAAUCAGUAUAACAAUAUAUUCAAGAGAAAAAGCAUGUUAUUUUGCCUCAUUCAAAUCAUCAUCUUGAAGUUUGCAUCAUAACUUCUCAGCUGCAGGUUAACCUGCCGAUCUUCCACCCACUUUUCUCGUUUCUCCAUUUUCUGUUAUUUUCUUUUUUCUUUCUUAGCGCUAUUUUUUAUUUUUCUUCUUCGUGACGGGUUCACUUUGGCCUGGGGAGUUAAGUUCAGCAUUCACUUUAAAGAUAUCUGGCGCCAUCUAGCGUUGUGAAUGGGUAUAACGUCUAGACCCCAAAUGUAAGACGACCCCUACUUUUUCAGUCUUAUUUCAAUGCAAAAAAAAAGUCUUAUAUUCGGGCCAAUACGGUAACCAUUUUCCAUAUUUAUAGUAAGCAGCUUUUGGAAGUUCUUUCAGAGUUCAAAGUGUAACUACACCAUUGACUAAUGUUGGUUUCUUCUUACGGAGUCGGGGGUUUAAGAGGCACUUUGACCCUGGAAGUGAUACUAACACGUUCCACGCUCAUUUCUCUGGAUAACAGCGUCUGCUUUUUCAUACCAUUUUCAAAUAUUCAACCAAACAUAUAUGUGCUACUAAAAUGUGCUUUUUGUAAUGAAGUACUGUCAGUCACAGUUGGUGGGACCAGAUCAUUCAUUCAUGCCAAGAGUGCAAGACGCUGCUACGGUCGCUGCUUGUGGAGAAACUAAAACAUCACGUCUCCUCCUUUUAAACAGCGUUACACUCUAUUAUGCAUCUGCUAGUAUAUUAUGACUUCAGUCUGAGACAAAAAUCAUUAAAAAUACUCAAAUGUGGCAAUAGUUUGCUAGUCAGAGCACACAAGUAGAAGUCCAUCACUAUAAAGGAAAUAAGCACUCAACUAUCUGCGGAUCUGUUUGAGCUCCUUCAUGCAUCGCUGAAAGUAGCUUGUGAUUUGAGGCUAGUUUGGAGUUAAAAUUACUCUGAAAUCCACCAAAUGAUCAUGAUUAUGGCUGUUUUUAGAUUACCCCCUCCCCCCAAAAAAUAAUAAUAAUAAUAAACCAGUUAUUGUCAAUUUUAAGGUCAACUCAACUUCAAGAAACUAAAUCCUGCAGAUUUAUCUUUGUCUUCCCUUCUUUUGGUGCCUUGACUUGAGUUAUUUUAUUUCUCGCGACAGCUUAAAAGUAUUUUUUUUCUUUAACGUAUGUUUUAUUUCCUCUUUAUGAGAAUCAUUAUGCAGUAUUGGCACUAUUGAAGUCAUAUCACAUUUUGGUAAAAUAUUUUCACUUUUUAGCCAGGAGGUCAUUAAAUAAUCAUGAAACAUGAAUUAACUUCCACAUGAAGGGACUUGAUCUAUAUUUAUUGUUAGAAAAAUAAUGAAAAACCUGUAACUUUGAUGAAAACCACAGCUGCUGUUGGGGUACAGUAACGUUUUAAACUGCGCCACAAUGCUGUACCGAAUUCUGAUGAAAAGUGAAAAUGCUUUAACAUCAAGUAAUAUUACAAUGAAGGAUGUAAAUGGAUUUCUUAAUCUAUUUAAUUUGACUCUGUGCAGAUGUGUGUAUAAUUUUAAUUACCGCUGUUGUAUAAUAAUUUAAUUUUUAUUUAUGUGAUCUGCAUUUGAUGUAAAUUAAUCUAGAAGACGUCACGCACACACUUCUCUUAGCCUGUUUGCUGGCCCCUGAACGUUUUAUGUGUCUGCAAGUUCACCUUCAUUGUUUCAUCAUGAAAAAUAAAAAGCCAACACUCUGGUCAUGCUCUC
Cololabis saira (Pacific saury) is the source of this 5743-nucleotide messenger RNA. RefSeq lists its product as uncharacterized. The transcript has 10 exons. The record is from RefSeq and is a predicted model, not a curated record. The coding region runs from base 258 to 2930 and encodes 890 amino acids. Gene Ontology annotation, molecular function: dynein complex binding; dynactin binding; cytoskeletal adaptor activity. Lineage: Eukaryota; Metazoa; Chordata; Actinopteri; Beloniformes; Belonidae. Gene Ontology annotation, biological process: protein localization to organelle; regulation of microtubule cytoskeleton organization; microtubule anchoring at microtubule organizing center. Gene Ontology annotation, cellular component: cytosol; Golgi apparatus.